AUGUCGAAUCAAGAUUAUUUUGAUCUACACGACAAAGAAGAGCUCCUCGAUGGGAUUACUCCUCAGAGGUUGACGUCUAAUGAAGCUAUAGUCGGAGCUGAGCUGCCAACUUCCCGCUCCGCCACUGUCACAGUGUCAUCUUUACCCAUGCAUGAAUCGGACUAUCCUACUAAGAAUUCGUCCGAAUCUGUACUAGCCCAAGAUAAUCCGCCUGGGGAAAGGCCAUCUCUAGUUGAGUACGAUACUAAGAUUCUUGGUGGGACAACCGUUACUGAUUUUAAGACAGUUUCUAAGAUCAAGGAGCCCGAUAUUAAUGUCGAUAAUGCUAAGAAUAAUGCUAUUAUUACGCCAAAUUUAACUAUUUCUCCAAGCUCAAAUAACCGUUCAAGAAGUAAAUCUGUUGUUUAUAGAAAUGAGUAUUUCUCCAACGAGAAAUCAUAUUUAGAAAAGAUGAAAAAAAAAAUGAUUUAUGAUGAGUAUUACACAAAGGGUAUUAUUUCAUCUCUAAUAUUGAACGACGAGGUUGACCCUGAGAUUGAGAAAAGUGAAGUAGAUUUGAAUUUAAAUGAUCUUAAGAUUGAUUUAGGUGACAGUAACAAAAACAAUUUCUUACAUAAAUUGGGCUCAUUGGAUCCCAAAAGUAACUACUUUAAACUACUCUUAACUAAACUCAAAGCUAAGAAUAAAGAUGAUCCAAAGGAUAUCGACCAUAUUCUGGAAGACGUCUUUGAACACUCUGAUAUCAUUGAACGGCUAGAAUGGCAGACGAUGCUCUCGAAGGUAUUGAAUGGAGAUAUAAUAAAAAGUGAAAGGACAAAAUUGGAUGAGGAAGAAAGAGACAGGGAUACCAACAGGUUAUUAGAUCAAUAUUCUGAAGAUAUUUGGUUAGAAUUAAGGGCAUGGAUGAACGGAAGGACCGUAGAAGAUCAAAAAGAUUCCUUUUCAUUACUAAGAGAGUCCAGUGACAUUGUUUUCGACGAAAUUAUGAGAUUUAAAGCUGAUCCAAAUCUCCGUCAAGAAGAGGCUGAAUCGGAAGUCGAAAAUUUGCUAAAUAAUUACUAUAAAGUGAUGAAUUUUUGGCCGAACUUGAAGCAUCUGAUCUCACAAAAGCCAAUUACUGGCACAACUGAAUUUGUUAACAGAGUUGAAACAUUGACUAGUUGGUUAAAUUCUAGAACCAAUCUGAAAUAUGAGAUUGAUUUGUUGCAAGACUGGGUAGGUGUAAGUGACUUGGAUUUUAUAACAAACACUUCAGCGACUGAUGAAAAUAAGAUUGCUUUCAAGAAAUUUGCUGAAAAGAUAAUGCAAGAGAAAGACAUAGAAACAAUUUUCCAGAAAAAAAUAUUCUUCCCAUUAGCACCAUGGAUACUAAAGGCAAAAUUAUCCUAUUUAAAGUACAUGAAUGUUGCCAGCGAAAUGAAUUUAAAGCAUUCAGACACCGACCUGGUAGUACUGCUCUUGUUUCCGAUAAAAUUACUCGAAGAAAUAAUUAAAGUUAGACUGUUGUACGCUAAAAAACUACAAAAUCCCACUAUGAUGAUGAUCGAUCAAAUGAUAGAUGAUUUUUCAGCUUAUGUUAAGUUAUCUGCGCAAUUAAAAGCAACUUUAAUAGAUUACUGUAAACGAUGGUAUCUCGAUAUAGAACUUAACGAUUCAUUCGACCAAAUAGUCGUUCAUGGUAUACGAUUUCUUUUCAAACUUCUUCAUCUCAAAGUAAUAGAUGGUUCGAGCAAGUCUUUCAAAACAUACAAGGAGCCAGAAGUGCUGGUGACUUAUUGGGAAGCUUUGAAAAACACUGGCCAUUAUAUUGCCGGAGCUGGAAAAGAAAUUGCAUUUGGAUUUAGCAAAUUGACAGCAACAUUGUUACAGAGAUUAAAUGAAGAUAUCGGUGAGUUACACGACAGCACAACAUCAUUAAGAGGCAACUUAGAUGGUGAAAAAUGGCUACUUCAAACUUUAGAGAAUUUAGGUUCUCUAAAAAGAAAACUGAAUAGAUUCAGCAAUCUAUUGUCAAAAGCAUUUCAAAACACAGUAACUUAUACUGUCAAUGACUGUGCAUCGUUGUUAGAAAAUUUAAGAAAUACAGGCCACUUUCUGAUAUACUCUGGUAGUAGGCUAGAACGGAAUGGUGUCUAUUUAAUUGCUAGUCCAAAUCUUAUUGGAAUUGAUGAUGAUGAACUUUUAAGAAUUCUGAAGAAUGCUGAAAUUGGCUGUGACAUUAUACCAAAGAUUGAAAUAAAAAGUAGUCUAUCGAUUUAUGGUAUUAUGGAUGUUAUGGAAAAUCCGAAUACAAAACUUGUCCAAAAAACCAGUCCUGAAGGCGUUCCAUACCAUGAAAUAGUCCAAGAAGAUGUUACAAGUGAGGAUGCCAACUUAACGAAGGUCCACGAUUUAAGUGCACAUACUAGUAGAACUUAUAGUUCUGGUAAUAUACUGACAGUUCCCAGAAGAGCUUUCAAACUAACAAAAUCUGGGAGUUAUUACAAUGGAAACAAGUAUCAAACCUUUCACACUGAGUCAGAAAAAGAAAUUUUGGAGUUAGAGGCUAAAGUGGAUUCCCUUGGUUACAUUUUACUAUUAUCAACCGGUCAACCAAUUAUAUGGGAAGGGUCAGUUCACAAUGUGGUGGCGAAGAGCAUCGAUUUUGGGGAAAUCUUAAAAUCAGCUAAACCGAAUACUCUAACCCUAUUCAACCAAGGAUCUAGCUAUUCCUUAGAUUAUCGAAAUGAUACUUUGAAGAAUCUAGCCGGUAACUCCAUUUCUUAUGUAUUAAGAUCCUGUUCAAUCGGUAGCAUCGAAAACAUUUUGCAAAGGAUUAAUAAGACUUAUUUCAACUGCACAUGCGAUGUUCUUACGAACUACACAAAAGUAGUUACAAGGUUCAAGGAGAGUCAUGAUCCAGGAAAUUUGAUUAAUGGUCUAUUUUUAUUUACAAGAGACUUUGGAAGAAAUUUUUUAAGGACAAGUAAUUCUACUUACCAGACAAAAUCAGCGGUAAUACUAUUGAUGGUGAAAAUGAGUAUCCGCUGGUUAUCAUUUCUUGCAGAAGAAUGUGAUCCGAAUGAUCAACGAACCUUUAAAUGGUGCGUCACAGCAAUGGAAUUUGCUAUGCAAAUGAUUAGUGGUUUAAAUAUCUUAGCGUUAAAUAAAAGUCAAUUCCAUGAGUUGAAAGAAAAAAUUUCUGUAUGCAUGUCAUUGCUGGUAUCUCAUUUCGAUGUUAUGGGUGCCAGAUCUUCAGAUAUGCAAAAGCUAAGCAAGCCUUCAAGACUAAAUAUGGAUAUUAUUGAGGAUUUCGAUGUUGACGCAAUGCUAGCAAUUAAUUCCAGAUUACGUCUGAAUUCAAUAGCAAAACUAGAAGAGAAAAUGACACACAAUUUGGUUAAGGUAGGAAAAGUUUUAGAUGAUACCGAAAAGAGCAAUAAAUUUAUUUCAUCCUUAGCAUCAUCGAUAUCAAAUGUGUCCAUAAGGUGGCAAAAGAGGAAAUACAUUGGUGGUGGCACUUUUGGCGCUGUAUUUUCAGCAGUUAAUUUGGAUAAUGGUGAAAUUCUUGCUGUAAAAGAAAUCAAGAUACAAGAUAACAAAUCGAUGGAGAAGUUCUUCCCUCUAAUAAAGGACGAGAUGAACGUCCUAGAAAUGUUGAACCAUCCAAAUGUUGUUCAAUAUUAUGGGGUUGAGGUACAUAGGGAUAGAGUCAACAUUUUUAUGGAAUAUUGUGAGGGUGGCUCGUUAGCUACUUUGUUAGAACAUGGAAGGAUUGAAGAUGAAUUGGUUACUCAGAUGUACACCCUUCAGCUUCUAGAGGGAUUAGCUUAUCUUCAUGAGUCUGGAAUUAUCCAUCGAGAUAUCAAACCAGAAAAUAUAUUACUUGACUACAAUGGUAUUAUCAAAUAUGUCGAUUUCGGGGCCUCAAAAAGAGCUGUGAAAAACAGUACAAGAUGGGCUGCUAGUAUUGGAAAGGGAAGUAUAUCUUCUCAUAGCUCUUCUGAAGGAGAUUCUAAUAGUGGUAAGCUGCAGGACCUGAUAGGAACCCCCAUGUACAUGGCCCCUGAGGCUAUUACUGGCUCGACUACAGAAGGCAGAUUUGGUUCUAGUGAUAUUUGGUCACUUGGUUGUGUAACUUUAGAGAUGAUAACCGGUAAGAGACCUUGGUAUAAUUUGGAUAAUGAAUGGGCUAUAUUGUAUCAUGUUGUCGCCGGACAAUCUCCUCGGUUUCCAAAUAAGAAUAAAGUUUCAUCUGCUGGAAGAAAGUUUUUGAAAAGAUGUUUAGUCCAUUCAGCCAGCAAAAGAGCCACAGCUUUUGAACUGUUAAUGGAGCCAUGGAUUGUUGAAAUAAGGGAACUCGCUUUUGGUGACAGCAACCGGACUGACUCCAAUAAAAGUGUGAAUAAUAAUUUAUCGUCCUUUUAG
Kazachstania africana CBS 2517 is the source of this 4407-nucleotide messenger RNA. It is a transcript of the gene SSK2, whose product is annotated as mitogen-activated protein kinase kinase kinase SSK2. NCBI's taxonomy places the organism in Eukaryota, Fungi, Ascomycota, Saccharomycetes, Saccharomycetales, Saccharomycetaceae. Gene Ontology annotation, molecular function: protein kinase activity; ATP binding. The transcript has a single exon. The coding region runs from base 1 to 4407 and encodes 1468 amino acids. The record is from RefSeq and is a predicted model, not a curated record. Gene Ontology annotation, biological process: protein phosphorylation.